UUGUGCCGCCGCUUCCCCGCUCGCCUCUUUCUUCUCUCCUUUUACUAUUUUUUUAAAUUUUUUUUUCUUUUUUUUUGUUGUUGUUUUAAAUGUAUAACUUAAUGGGUCUGAACAGCACGGCCGUAGCUCUUCAGCCCAAUGUGUCCUGCACAUGCAACUGCAAAAGGUCUUUGUUCCAGAGCAUGGAGAUCACGGAGUUGGAGUUUGUACAGAUAAUCAUAAUCGUGGUGGUGAUGAUGGUGAUGGUGGUCGUGAUCACAUGUCUGCUGAACCACUACAAACUCUCCGCACGCUCCUUCAUCAGCCGGCACAGCCAAGGGAGGAGGAGAGAUGAGAAUCUGUCAUCAGAAGGAAGCCUGUGGCCUUCGGAAAGCACCGUGUCGGGGAGCGGGAUCGCAGAGCAGAUGUACGCGCCGCGAGGCGGCGAGCGGCUCGCCGUGCCCUCCUUCCUGCAGCGGGAGCGCUUCAGCCGCUUCCAGCCCACCUACCCCUACCUGCAGCACGAGAUCGACCUGCCGCCCACCAUCUCGCUGUCGGACGGCGAGGAGCCGCCGCCGUACCAGGGCCCGUGCACGCUGCAGCUGCGCGACCCCGAGCAGCAGAUGGAGCUCAACAGGGAGUCGGUGCGGGCGCCCCCCAACAGAACCAUCUUCGACAGCGACUUGAUGGAUAACUCGGUGUACGGGGGGCCCUGUCCGCCCAGCAGUAACUCUGGCAUCAGCGCCACCUGCUACGGGAGCAACGGGCGCAUGGAGGGGCCGCCGCCGACGUACAGCGAGGUGAUCGGCCACUACCCGGGCUCCGCGUUCUACCAGCACCAGCAGCACGGCAGCGCCGUGCCCCCCAUCCUCGAGGGCAGCCGGCUGCAGCAGCCCCAGCUCGGCGGCCUGGAGAGCACAACCGCCUGGAACAAGGAGAAGGAGAAGCAGAAAGGGCACCCCUUUUAAAAUAUAUAUAUAUAUAUAUGUAUGUAUGUAUGUGUGUGUGUGUGAGUGAGAAAACGGGGAGAGAAUAAUCACGCAAGCAAGCAAGCGAAACACUCUGCACUUCUCUUUAGGAAAGAGCAAGCGAGAGUUGAGGAAGACGAGCAAAGAAAAAAAAAAAAGAAAAACACGCCCGUCCCCAUCUCUCCGUGUAUAAAUAUUUACUUGUUAUGUCUGGUCUGAAUGCACAAGCCUACAAAGCUUGCAAAAACAUUUCUUUAUGGAGCUGUG
Molecule: messenger RNA, 1214 nt
Organism: Nothoprocta perdicaria
Lineage: Eukaryota; Metazoa; Chordata; Aves; Tinamiformes; Tinamidae
Gene: PMEPA1
Product: prostate transmembrane protein, androgen induced 1
Exons: 4
Coding region: 90-947 (285 amino acids)
Biological process (GO): negative regulation of transforming growth factor beta receptor signaling pathway
Cellular component (GO): early endosome membrane; Golgi membrane
Molecular function (GO): R-SMAD binding
Source: RefSeq, a predicted model, not a curated record